AUGCAUAAAUAACCCAAUGAUAAAGCAUAACAUACCAAAUCAGUAGUUAGAAGAAGAAGAAGAAAAAGUAGUGAAUCCAUUUCCAAUUGGAUGGAGAACACAAAAACAAGUAGUCAUAUUGUAGUAACUUCAAUCCCAAUAUUUAGCCACCAAUGUUCAGUAAUUGAGUUUUGCAAGAGACUAAUUCAUAUCAAUAAACACUUUCAUGUCACAUGCAUUUUCCCAACCAUUGAUGCACCAAUUCCAUCCACUCUCAAAUUACUUGAAUCUCUUCCUUCAUCCAUAAAAUGCAUUUUCCUCCCUCCAAUCAAAAAACAAAACCUACCACAAGAUGUUACCUUACAACUCGAACACGCAGUUUCUCAAUCUAUGCCAUCAUUUCGCAAAUCAUUGACUUCACUAUCUUCAACUUCAACCACACCACUUGUAGCAUUAAUUGUUGAUCCUUUUGCAAACCAAGCAUUAGAAAUAGCAAAAGACUUCAACCUUUUAUCCUUCUUAUACUUCCCUGUUUCUGCCAUGACAACAUCACUACACUUGUAUUUGCCAACAUUGCAUCAACAAAUUUCAUGUCAAUACAAAGAUCACCCCGAGCUUAUUCGAAUUCCGGGUUGCAUGCCGAUUCAUGGCCAAGAUUUUCCUCCUACAUUUUUUCAUGAUCGUUCAAGUAUUGCUUAUGAAAUUAUUCUUCAACAAACCAACAGAUUCUCUCUUGCCGAUGGUGUCAUUGUUAAUAGCUUCUUCGAAAUCGAGGCGAAUAUGGUCCCGGCAUGGCGAAGCAACAUCCAAUUUAUUUAUCAAGUUGGGCCAAUCAUACAAAAUAUUUCAAAUAACAGCAGUUGUAGUCUUAGUAGUAGUCGUGAGUCAAAUGAAUCAGCGAAUAUUGUGAAGUGGCUAGAGAAUAAAAAACAAGAUUCUAUUUUGUAUGUUUCCUUUGGAAGUAGAGCCACUUUAUCUCAACAACAAAUCAAUGAACUAGCUUUAGGGUUGGAGUUGAGUGGUCAAAAAUUCUUGUGGGUUUUGAGAGAACCUAGUAAUUUUGCAAAAAUAGGUCACCAUAGUGAUACAAAUGAUAGUGACCCUUUAAAGUACUUACCACAUGGGUUCUUAGAGAGAACCAAAGAACAAGGUUUAGUUGUUGCUUUAUGGGCCCCACAAACUCAAAUCUUAAAUCAUAGUUCAACUGGUGGAUUUUUAACUCAUUGUGGUUGGAAUUCAACGCUUGAGAGUAUUGUGGCGGGAGUGCCAAUGAUAACAUGGCCAUUGUUUGGUGAACAAAGAAUGAAUUCUAUUUUGUUAACGGAGGAACUCAAAGUUGGUUUGAAGGUAAAGUUUAAUGAGAAUGGAGUUGCGGAAAGAGAUGAAAUUGCUAAGGUGAUUAAAGAUCUAAUGGUUGGUGAAGAACGAAGUGGAAUUCUUAAAAGAAUUCAAGUGCUUAAAGAUGGUGCUAGUGGGGCAUUAGCGGAAGAUGGAUCCUCCACAAGGGCACUUUAUCAAUUAGGAACUCAAAUGGAAAGCAAUGGAAGGAAAUAAAUAAUGGGAAUAAAGUUUGUGAGAAUGAGAGUUCAAAUUUGUGUUUACUUUUUUCCUUCAUUUUAGUGUUUACUUUUUCCUUGUUCUUUGGUUCUCGUUAAUUAAUUCCAACUCUAAGGUAUUCUAUUGCUUUGUUAGUUGGUUUAUUUCCUUCAAAAAUGAAUAAUAAGUAGCUUUUCUCAAAGAA
Messenger RNA from Cicer arietinum (chickpea), 1720 nucleotides. RefSeq names its product hydroquinone glucosyltransferase-like. Gene Ontology annotation, molecular function: UDP-glycosyltransferase activity. The record is from RefSeq and is a predicted model, not a curated record. NCBI's taxonomy places the organism in Eukaryota, Viridiplantae, Streptophyta, Magnoliopsida, Fabales, Fabaceae.